AUGAAAUGCCAGAAUGAGGAGCAGCGCAAACGCUCGGCGCAAGCCGGUCAGACGAAAGAGGUCACGGGUCAGGUGACCAACCACAGUACCCAGGACUUCAACAGCGGUGACCCUGAUCCAGGCAGUGAGACUCCCCCAGUGGAACCGGUCCCCAGAGCGGGUGACAAGCAGCCAACGUAUGACACAGGGUCUAGGGUAGCCAGCCCAAAGAAGGAAGAGCGUUUUGUUAGGAAGGAGAAGAUCAAGUGGCCCAGAGCCAGCGACAAGGCCACCUGGGAAGUUCUAGGCAGCGACUUGAGUAACAUCUUAGAGCAAGGCCUCAAGGGAGAUGUCGAAAGAAAGCUGAACAAGUUUGGCAACAUGGUGUAUGACUUUUGCAGUGGGAGGCUUGGAACACUGUCGAGUGACUGUAGAUCUAGCGAACCAAGACGUAUAAGCAGAAGGCAGAAGGAGAUUUCUAAGCUGAUCAUCAGAAGGAGACAUCUGAGGAAGCUAUGGAGAAAAGCAGGUCCAGAUGAGAAAGUUGGUCUCCAAGUUCUGUGGGAGGAGGUUAGAACUAGGCUGAAGUGUCUGAGAAGAGCUGAGAGGUUGAGAAGGAAGCGUAAGAGGAAAGAGAACCAGAGGAAACAGUUUUUCAGAAACCCCUUCAAGUUUGCGAAGUCACUGUUAGAAGAGAAGAAGGGAGGGGAUCUUACCAUUGGAGUGGAAGAUCUGGAAGCCCACUUGAAAGCAACGUAUUCUGACCCAGAGAAAGACAGGCCGCUAGAUUCUCCGGGGUACGUACCAAGACCUGCAGAACCUUCAGUUCCGAUGGAUGUCACUCCCCCAAAAUGGAGUGAGGUGUUGGCAGCAGUCAAGAGGGCUAGAGCAGCAGCAGCCCCAGGCCCGAACGGAGUCCCCUACAGAGUCUACAAAAUGUGUCCGAAGACACUGAGAGUACUGUGGAAACUCAUGCAAGUUGCCUGGAGGAAGAAAUGUGUGCCAGUAUCCUGGAGGAGAGCAGGCGGAGUACUAAUCCCGAAGGAGCGAGUGUCAUCCACUAUAGACCUGUUCCGAAACAUCUCCUUGCUCAACGUAGAGGGCAAGCUGUUCUUUACAAUACUGGCAAAACGUCUCACUAGUUUUCUGCUCUCCAACAGCUAUAUAGACACACAAGUACAGAAAGCGGGCAUUCCAGGCUUCCCAGGCUGUAUUGAGCAUGCUAACACUAUAUGGAGGCAGAUUCAACUUGCAAGGAGUCGAAAGGAAGAUCUACAUGUUGUGUGGCUGGACUUGGCGAACGCUUACGGCUCAAUACCCCACAAAGUCAUUAGCUAUGCCCUCGAUUUCUUCUGGGUGCCCGUCGAAAUGAAGCAGAUUGUGGAGAACUACUUUGCAGACUUCAAGCUCAGUAUCAGCACAAGAUCUUUCACUACAGGCUGGCAGAAGCUGGAGAAGGGGAUUGCCAUGGGGUGUUCUAUCUCACCACUCCUGUUCACCAUGGGCUUCGAAAUCUUCCUAAUUGGCGCCAAACAGGUAGUGGGAGGUCUGAGAGCUCCAUCAGGAGAGAAACUACCACCAGUCCGUGCCUUUAUGGACGAUGUCACAAGUAUACUCCGAACUGCUCCGUGUACGGCUCGGCUGCUCCAGAGACUUGAGGAGCUAACUGAGUGGGCUGGUAUGAAGUUUAAGCCGUCGAAGUCCAGAAGUUUGUCACUAAGGAAGGGGAAGAUCUCCAGUAGAACCUUCUCAGUGAAUGGUCAAACCAUUCCAACUCUACAAGAAGAACCGGUGAAGAGUCUGGGGCGUCUCUACACAAAGGAAUACAAGGUGGCCAAAGUUCAACUUGUUCUGGAGUUGGAGGAGUCUCAAGACCCAGCAGUGAAAGCGGUAAACACGAACAUCAGCACUGGCAAGAAGUGGAGUGCUAAAGAGACCAUCAGCCAAGCAGUUAGCCGACUACAACAUAAAGACCUAGUGGGUGCAGUUCAGCUGGGAAGAACUGGUCUUGGAUGGGGGGAGCGAACACACCGGUGGUCCAACGCCAACUCCAGAGAAAGGAGACAGCUGGUAGUACAGGAAGUGAGAAGGAUAGAGGAGGAGAAGAGAAGAGUGGUGGCGAUUGGCCAGAGCCAGCAGGGUGCGUGGACAAACUGGGACGGAGCGGUAGAGAGGAGACUUAAGUGGAGCGAUGUGUGGAACAUCCAGAAUGCCAGACUGAGCUUUCUGCUACGGGCAGUCUAUGAUGUUCUUCCCAGUCCCAGAAACCUCACCCGUUGGUUCAAGAGUGAAGAGUCCUGCCAGCUGUGUGGUCUUGAACAAGCAGACUUGAAGCACAUCUUGUCCAACUGCUCAGUUGCAUUACAACAAGGCCGUUAUACGUGGAGACAUAACAAAGCUCUCCGUCAAAUUGCAGUAACUCUAGAGGAAGUGAGGAAGGAAACAGCAGGAACAGACUCACCACUACAGCCAAUCCAGUUCGUAAGAGUGGGCAGCAGCCCUACAGGGGCAACCAGCUAG
Molecule: messenger RNA, 2499 nt
Organism: Branchiostoma belcheri (Belcher's lancelet)
Lineage: Eukaryota; Metazoa; Chordata; Leptocardii; Amphioxiformes; Branchiostomatidae
Exons: 2
Coding region: 1-2499 (832 amino acids)
Source: RefSeq, a predicted model, not a curated record